Molecule: messenger RNA, 3515 nt
Organism: Grus americana (Whooping crane)
Lineage: Eukaryota; Metazoa; Chordata; Aves; Gruiformes; Gruidae
Gene: CREG2
Product: cellular repressor of E1A stimulated genes 2
Exons: 4
Coding region: 73-906 (277 amino acids)
Source: RefSeq, a predicted model, not a curated record
CGGCGGCCGCAGGAGGGUGCUGCGGGGAGCGGCCCGGCGCGGUGCGGUGCGGUGCGGGCGCUGCCGCAGAAGAUGUCGGCGGGGCGGUGGCUGCCGGCGUGGUGGUGGCUGCCGGCGCUGCUGUGGGGCGGCGCGGGGGGCUACGUGGUGGUCAGCUCGGUGUCCUGGCCCCUGCCCGAGGCGGGGACGGCGGCGGACGAGCUGCACAGCUCCUCCACCGAAGAAGCGCUCCCCGCGCUGCUGGAGGAAGCGGGCGGCCUCUGGAAGCAGAGCUACCCGGCCUCGGCUUACCAGGAGGACGCGGCCCUGGGCUCCGGGCCGGCGGCGCGGCGGUCGGGGCAGGGGGCCGCCCCCUCCAGGAUGUUCUCCUACCGACGGGAGGGCGGUGGGGCGCCGGGCCGCGCCGGGACCGCCCGCUUCCUCGCCCGCUACAACACCUGGGGCUUCGUGGCUACGCGGGCCGCGCAAAGAAAGAUCCAGGGUAUGCCCUAUGGGAACUGUUUACUUCUCAGUGACGGCCCUGUCAAUAACAGCACUGGAAUCCCUUUCUUUUACGUGACGCCAAAGGAUAACACUGUGGCAGAUCUCCUGAAGAAUCCCAUGGCUUCUCUGACCCUGCCAGAGGCAGACGGCAAUUUCUGCAGAAAAAAUGUAAUUGAUCCGGAGGAUCCAAGGUGCGCCAGGCUGACUCUCACGGGACAGAUGGUCACGGUGCCUCCGAAGGAAGUGGAAUUUGCCAAGCAAGCAAUGUUUUCCAGGCACCCAGUGGUAAGAAAGUGGCCUCGCAGCUAUGAGUGGUUCUUCAUGAAAAUGAACAUUGAGCAUAUCUGGCUUCAAAGUUGGUAUGGAGAAGUUUCUGCCAUUGCAGUAGAAGAGUAUUUAAGAGCAGUUCCAAGUAAAGGAUGAUUGAAUGGGCUUUGAGAUAGAGUUCUUCUGAGUUUCCUUUCUAAACACUUUUAAAUUUCAUGCUGGAUGGUUACUUUACAGUGAUUUUUUUUUCCCCCAAAAGCCUUCAAAAUAGCCCUGUCUUACAUGGAGCAGAGUGAAAAUAAACCAACACAGACUUUCAAAUUAUAGAGGAGAGGUGGAUACUAGCCCUACCCUGCAAUGUACAAACGUGUCAUUUCAAACGGGCAAUGCAUCAUCUUCAAUGCUGCUGAAAAAUGCUUUGUAUCUAUUUGUUUUGACUUUUAUUGCUAUGCACCCACAGCGAAACUACAGGAUGUGCUAAAUAUAAUGUUCUGAUUUACAGAAAAAGCAAAUCGCCUACUCAGAAACCUCUAUGCAUUGUGGAGGUAUUACUGCUGCUUGCUCUCCCUUGAUUUGUAAGUACUCUAAGAUAAACUUAAUAGAUGCAAAUUUAGAUAUUUAAGUUUUAAAAAAAUGUUUUCCUAAAGCUGUCCUCAUUUGCUAACUCGUAUUUUCUACAUGUGCUUUCCCCUAAUUAUCCAAUUUGAUAUUUCACUUGGAAAUUGAGUAGAAAUUCUUUUAGUAGAAAAAAUGCAAGCAGCUCAAGUAACACAGCUCCAGUAUAACUUGUCUCUCACUGACACAAAGCUGGUUAAACACGUUAAGGGUCCAAACCAAAUCAGCCCCAUAAGGAUUAUCCCAGUACAAGUAUAAACAUUCUCCUAAGAAGAAUUUAAGCAAACGUUCUUGGCUAGCCUGUUCCUGUUAUGAGGCAGGAAAAGUCUUUUUAAUAGCCUGUAGUCUCAAUUUUUUUUGCAUCCCUUCUCCAGCCACCGCUUUAUUUUUAACUCAUUUCUGCAAAUGAUUUUUGUAAACCAUCACUAAGUCAUCUAGGGGUGGAGCCAAUCCCUUAACUCUCUUUCCUCACGGAGUUUUAAAGGGCUUGUUCUGCAUUUAAAGAAGCCCAAAGAUAGGUAGAUAUUUCAGGCCAUGAAAUUCAUUUUCCUAGCGUGGAAAGCGCAAACUUUGUCCCAAACACGUUAUGAAUAGGCAUCUCAUGUGAUAACACCAGAAGAGUUCAAAGGUGUUUUAUUCACCGUCAGCCCUUUCUCUAAAUGUCCUGGUAAACUUAUUCUGCAGUUCCUAAGGGUAUCACAGUAAGAAAUGUCCCGCGGUGGCUAACCAGCCAAGUCAUUACACAGUUUGCAAACUGUACGGCUGUUCUCCCUGUUCCAUUAAGAAAGAGGCACACUGAGAUGGGCUUUCUGUGCCCAUGGAGAAGGUCUUCCAGCAUCCCUGGGAGGGCACCUGGGCUCUGGACGCCAGCCUGCGCCACCGCUGAGCUGAGGAGGAGCCUGGGUCCCUGGGCGAGUGACCUGAGCUUGCACAGGUUAAUCCCCGGGCAGAGCUCAGAGGCGGCUGCAUGAGCUGUGACCAGCUGGAAGCCAAUUAAAUGUAGCUGAGCUUAUUUUCAUUCAGGCACGGAGAAGAGGGAGUCAUUCCCGGAGCGGAGCUGGGCACCAUGCUGGUUUAACUACCAGGGGCUGCUUAGCCCUUGGGCAAGUUCAAGGCUCCGGGCAUCACCGCCAUUCCUGAUAUUCUGUAAGAAUCAAAUGCAGGGGAAAAACUUUGUUUUGACACUUACAAGCAUUUUUUUGCUCUUGUCUCAUUGCCAGGGACUGUUAGCAGUGCAGAUCUUUUGCAGAGGUAAUUACGCAAAAGGAGGAAGUGUCCUGCCUGAAGCCAUUUGCUUUUUUUUUUUCUCUUGGCAGAUGAGCAACAUUUUCCCAUUUGAGUUUGCCCCUGAAUCUUGCACUGCGUAGUACUGAAGCAAAAUGACCCAUCCUGUACAGAUUUACAGAAUGCCAUCAUGUGAAAUCCUCCUCGAUUUGUAUCAUUUUGCCAUGGAGAGCUUUGUCCUUUAUGGAUUUGAUACUUUACCCGUUAGGAUUAAUGGGACUCUUAAAACUAAGCUUUUAACCCAAAGAGUGUUACAGAGAUAUAAUAAAAUCAUAGUUCCUUGAGACUGUAAAGGGUCUGAUCUUGCUUCAGUUCAAGUCAAUAGCAAAAAUCCUAUUUAUUUUUUGUGCUUUAAUUAUUAAAUCAAAUAAGCAUUUUUAUAACAGGUCUUGAUAAGCCCUUAUGAAUUUACUAAGCAUUUAAACUAGUUGAUGAGUAAUUUAUUUCCAUGCAUUCUGUAUUUUAGUUAUUUCUGUAGCUUCCCUCAAAAAGCUUGUUGUGCAAUGUGUAUUAUUUAAGACUUUAACUGUGGUUUUGCAAUAUUUGAGAGAUGCACUUAGUCAUGUCUGUAUACUUGCUGAAAAAAGACAAAAGUUCUGAACUUGGGUUCUCACUUUUUGCUAAUUUGUGCAAACAUAAUGCAUGUACAGGAUUUAAGCACAGCUAGUUUGAACUGCUGCUCGUAUUUAACCAAAGAACGCUCUGUUUCUGAUGAAAUUUUCAUCAACUCAGUGGAUGAAAUGCAACCUGUCUUGUUUCUGGAUGUGUACUGCAAUUUGCAAUGUAUUUUGAUUUCUAAAGAUACUGAAUGUUAACAAAAUGCCUAUUGAGAAGAAAUGCAAAUAAAACAAAUUCCAAAGUAGAAA